AUGGGUCUGCAGUUUGGUCUCCUUGCCCGACUUACAUGGUGGGAGUACUCUUGGGAUAUCAUGGAACCAGUCACCUACUUCGUCGGCUACGGCACAACCAUGGCAAUGUACGCCUAUUACGUCGUUACACGACAGGAUUACUCCUUCCCGCAAGUUUUCGACCGAGAAUACCUGAAGAUUUUCUACAAAAAGGCAACCGAAAAAGGCUUCGAUGUGGAGCGCUACAACCAGUUGUCUGACAAGUUAGCUGCGCUCCGCAGUGAUCUCCGUCGGUUGCAUGAUCCACUAUACUUGAGACUUCCCCUGCAACAGACAAGUCUCCUUGUGAAAGAAGACGUCAAGGAGAGCCUCGAGGCUGGUCCUCCUCCUCCCCCUUCCCCGUCGGCUGGAUCGCCCAACUCUCCACCCACUGACAAACAUCUGACAUAG
Molecule: messenger RNA, 429 nt
Organism: Dibothriocephalus latus
Lineage: Eukaryota; Metazoa; Platyhelminthes; Cestoda; Diphyllobothriidea; Diphyllobothriidae
Source: the annotation of a GenBank genome assembly